Molecule: messenger RNA, 1227 nt
Organism: Guillardia theta CCMP2712
Lineage: Eukaryota; Cryptophyceae; Pyrenomonadales; Geminigeraceae
Exons: 1
Coding region: 1-1227 (408 amino acids)
Source: RefSeq, a predicted model, not a curated record
AUGGCGGCUCUUACCUCCCUGGCGGAGUCCCCGCCCAUGGCGCCGGAAGCAGAGGCCUCCUCCGGCGUCAAGAAGCUCUCCGAACCAUCUUCUACCUCCUCCGGUGUCAAGAAGCUCUCCGAACCAUCUUCUGCCUCCGGCGUCAAGAAGCUCUCCGAACCAUCUUCCUCCUCCGGUGUCAAGAAGCUCUCCGAACCAUCUUCCUCCUCCGGUGUCAAGAAGCCCUCCAAACCACAUUCUUCCUCCUCCGGUGUCAAGAAGCCUUCCGACCAAUCUUCUUCUUCGUCCCGCGUCCAAAGAACCCAACGGAUGAGCUUCAGGGGGUAUCCCGGCAAUGCUGGCUUCAAGAGGUUGGUGCUGUUUACCAAGACGAUGGCGGACGCCCUGCCUCGCCGGCGCAUGGCAAGAAAGAGGGAGAGCAAGAUUUUCUUCGAGAAGCUCACUGAGACUCUCAACCGAGAUCCCCUGUUUGGCGGUGCGCUCAAGUACUGCACUGCCAGGGACAAGGGCACGGAGGUCAUAAAGAUCACGGACAAGAUCAUUGCGGACGGGGAGGAGGACUACCUGAUGACGAUUGAGAAUGAAGGAAGAGACAUAAAUGAACUCGAUGAGCUCUAUAUUCAGAUUGCCCGGAUAAGAAACUCCUUGGCCAAACAAGAAGGAGACGUGAAGACCAAUGGGGCUCCUCAGCCGACAGAUGGUUCACUGUCCGAGAAGCUGAAUGAUUGCAGCGCUGCCAGUGCUGCUGCUAUGGAGGAUACUCCGAUGGUGAACCAAGAACCGUCAGCCCGUGAGGAGCGAGAGCCAGAGGCUGAGCAGAGAUCGUGCAAACGUGCGAAGCCAAGCAGGGAUGUCGAGGUCGAGCAGGAGAGCGAAUCUAGCAACGCGGACGAGAGCGACGCUCCCGAUGCAAUCCUCGACUUUGUGGACCAGAUUGAGUCGUCGUUUACAAUGAUGGUCCGUUCUUUGGAGGCAAAGGCGCGGGAGAGGGCUGAGAUGGAUCGAGAGUUGCAAAAGGUCCAGUUGGAAAAUGAAAAGAAGCUCAGCAAUUUCAGGUCUCAGUACGAAACCCUCCAGAAGAAGAUAGCGCAGCAGAUGCAGCACAACAAAGAGAUGGAACACAAGAUUGAGAUGCUGAAGUCAAUCCUUUCACGUGAGGAACAGAACGCCAAGAACGACUUGAGAAGUUUGACUGUCCUCGCUCAGUCAGUAAGUUCCUUGGAUUGA